Messenger RNA from Fraxinus pennsylvanica, 648 nucleotides. Lineage: Eukaryota; Viridiplantae; Streptophyta; Magnoliopsida; Lamiales; Oleaceae. The record is from the annotation of a GenBank genome assembly.
AUGGUUCUAGUUCUGAAUAAAAUUACUCUCCGUGGAACGCAGGUCUGCAAUGAUUCUCUUGGUUGGACAGAGGCCUGCACUGAUGCUCUUGGCCGUACACAGGCCUGCACCCAUGCCCAUGCUUGCAACACAGAUGGUCCUGAUAACUCCCACACACACACUUGUUACCAUAUCCACACCCAAGUUAUGCCUGCCCCUAGUGAAAUUCAAUCCCCAAGCGAUGAUAAUGCAGAGUCAGUAGAGAGAAAACCUAAGAGUCGCCCGGUAGGUAAUCGUGAAGCCGUACGCAAGUAUCGCGAGAAGAAGAAGGCUCUUAAUGCAUCAUUGGAGGAUGAAGUUGUUAGAUUGAGAGAUUUGAAUCGGCAGCUAAUGAAGAGGCUUCAGGGUCAAGCUUUAUUGGAGGCCGAGAAUGCUAGGCUCAAGUGUUUGCUUCUACCAUCAGCCAUGAGCCAGCUCCAUGUUUACUAUGAUAAGACUUUUGAAGCUUUUUUAUUUCUCCCAGCUACUUUUGGGGGAUUCAUACAGUCAUUGGAAGGUUCUUUCCUCGUACAUCUCAUGUGCCUCUCGUCUUUUUUUGUAGUUCUGUUUCUGUUUUUCCUUUUGUGUAUAUCCGGGAGGAGGUGUAGGUUGUCACUCGUGGGAACUUGA